GGAGACAAGUUUACAGUCUGGCAACACUAAGACGAGCAGUCGGGAGGAAUUUGCAGCGUAAAAGUCGAAUUUCAAGCCCCUGAAAGAUGCGUCUAUCCUCGAUCCUGAAUGGCCAGCACUUUGGCAACUUGGCCAAGGUGCAUGGAAUCGUCACCUACAAACUGUCGCCCUUCGAGCAGCGCGCUUUUGCCGGAGCGAUCAGCAAUGGUCUGCCCAACAUGGUGCGUCGCUUCCGCUCCAACGUCUUCAUCGUGGCUCCCCCCUUCAUCCUGGGAUACCUGAUCUACGACCUUACCGAGCGCAAGCACACCGCCCUGCUGCGCAAGAACCCCGCUGACUAUGAGAACGACGAAUAAUCGCCCCAACUAGCAAAUAGUUAUGUUAAACUAAUUAAUAAAACUAAACCCACAGUUCAAAAGAGUUGUGUGUUUCGGUUGCUGGAAGGCUAAACGACAA
This is a messenger RNA of Drosophila ficusphila, 456 nucleotides long. It is a transcript of the gene UQCR-Q, whose product is annotated as cytochrome b-c1 complex subunit 8. Gene Ontology annotation, biological process: mitochondrial electron transport, ubiquinol to cytochrome c. The coding region runs from base 87 to 356 and encodes 89 amino acids. The transcript is spliced from 3 exons. The record is from RefSeq and is a predicted model, not a curated record. Lineage: Eukaryota; Metazoa; Arthropoda; Insecta; Diptera; Drosophilidae.